This is a messenger RNA of Pyricularia grisea, 728 nucleotides long. RefSeq lists its product as uncharacterized. The record is from RefSeq and is a predicted model, not a curated record. Bases 179 to 592 code for a protein of 137 amino acids. The transcript is spliced from 3 exons. NCBI's taxonomy places the organism in Eukaryota, Fungi, Ascomycota, Sordariomycetes, Magnaporthales, Pyriculariaceae.
AUCAGAUCAAUAAAUCGAAUGAAUCGACCCCGAUCAGCCAGAAAUCAAUAUCGGCUCCUUUCAAUGCGCCAACUCCCAGGUUAUUUCCCCAAACCAUGUGAGAUUUAGUUCUUGAGGCGGAGAAAAUGGUCUACCCUACUCUUUCUUCCGAGCCUAGGUAGAGCCUUGUAAGCCCAUCAUGGCAUGGAAGGAUCUUCUUGAUUACAUGCAAUGCCGCGCGAAAGGAACAAAAAAAGAAAAGAAGCAAAAAAAAGAAAAAAAAAAAAGUCUAACCCGCGAAUUUUGUGGGAUCGGAUCGCAUUACGUGGCGCGCGGCAGCGAGGAAGGACUGUCAAAAAAAGAUGAUCACCAAUGCAGCGGGAACCAGACAAGGAUCACAAGCACCGGAACCAGGUGGAGCCUCUUGGACGAAUACGCAUUGAAACGAGUAAUAUCGGUCUAUCGAUCAAAAUUAAACCACCCCCAACCGAGAGGGAGAAAAGGAGAGAGAAAACAACAACAAAGCUACGAGGGAAAGAAAAUAAUCUAUCUGAUACCUUCCAUCGGUUCUAGAGGCACCCCGCCGAAUUCGGCAACAAUGCACCGCCGCUGACACUAUCGAUGACCAGUCGCUACUUUUGCAAACUGUUGUUUGUUUUGUUUACUUUGUUCCAUUUUCACUUGCGAUGCACUGUGACCAACCCAUCUGAUUUUAUCAUUUUUAUGCCCGUGCAUUACCAGGGGAGGGG